CGACUCCUUAAAACUGAACGAAACUACAAAUCCCAACAUGCAUCUUUAAGCGCCUGACUUGUUCCUGCACAAAGGUCUCAAGUUUGUUGCUCGCACGGGGAUCUGGAGGACGCCGUACACUUGCUGCUCUAAAAUUGAACCACAGGUUCCAUGAUGGGUCGACUUGAUGGGAAGAUCAUCGUCCUGACCGCUGCUGCUCAGGGGAUUGGGAGGGCAGCUGCCAUAGCUUUUGCAAGAGAAGGUGCCAAAGUCAUAGCCACAGAUAUCAAUGAGUCCAAACUUCAGGAACUGGAAAAGUACCCUGGUAUUCAGAUUCGGGCCCUUGAUGUCACAAAGAAGAAACAAAUUGAUCAGUUUGCCAAUGAAGUUGAGAGACUUGAUGUUCUCUUUAAUGUUGCUGGUUUUGUCCAUCAUGGAACCAUCCUGGACUGUGAGGAGAAGGACUGGGACUUCUCGAUGAAUCUCAAUGUCCGCAGCAUGUACCUGAUGAUCAAGGCAUUUCUUCCUAAAAUGCUUGCACAGAAAUCUGGCAACAUUAUCAACAUGUCCUCUGUGGCUUCUAGCCUCAAAGGAGUUGUGAACAGAUGCGUGUACAGUACCACGAAGGCGGCCGUGAUUGGCCUCACAAAGUCUGUGGCUGCAGAUUUCAUCCAGCAGGGCAUCAGGUGCAACUGUGUUUGUCCAGGAACAGUUGAUACCCCAUCUCUACAAGAAAGAAUACAAGCCAGACCAAAUCCUGAAGAGGCACUGAGCUCUUUCCUGAAGAGACAGAAGACUGGAAGAUUUGCAACCGCAGAAGAAGUAGCCCUCCUCUGUGUGUAUUUGGCUUCUGAUGAAUCUGCCUACGUAACAGGUAAUCCUGUCAUCAUUGAUGGAGGCUGGAGCUUGUGAUUUUAAAAUCUCCUUGCUGGGAAGGCAGGCUCUUCCUGUCCACAGUGAACCUGGUUACAAAGAAAACUCACCCAUCAUGUCUCUCCUAUUAACAGCCUAUUAAUGAAAACAAGCCCUUUUUAUGAUGUCUUUGCUCACAAGAGUCAGAUUCCUUAAAUAUAUUAAUCUCUUUCUAACCUCUUCUGAAAUCAUUAUAGGUAGACGACAUAAAAGAUAAUGAACUCACUGCAAAUGAAGAGGUUUAACAUCAACCACAAUUUGUAAACAUAUAAAAUUAAAAUGUGAAUAUGAAAAAUGGAAGGUUUUUAAGAAAAAAGUAUUUGUAUUUUACUUCUAUUUCCCAAUAUUCAAAUAUUUCGUAUAAUUCUGCUUGGUCUGUACAUGGACUCUAAUUUUAAAUUUUUACACCAUCAUAAAUGAACACAAGAUAGGAAAGAAUUUAGCUUCAGUGACUUACAUUAAAAAAGAGUUUAGGGCGCCUGGGUGGCGCAGUCGGUUAAGCGUCCGACUUCAGCCAGGUCACGAUCUCGCGGUCCGUGAGUUCGAGCCCCGCAUCAGGCUCUGGGCUGAUGGCUCAGAGCCUGGAGCCUGUUUCCGAUUCUGUGUCUCCCUCUCUCUCUGCCCCUCCCCCGUUCAUGCUCUGUCUCUGUCUGUCCCAAAAGUAAAUAAACGUUGAAAAAAAAAAAAUUAAAAAAAAAAAAGAGUUUAGAUUCAGAACUAUAUUGUUAAUCUGUUAUAUAAAAGAAAAAUAAUCAUCAAGUAUUUAUAUUUAACAGAUGUUACCACUCAUAAUUGAGUACUAUUUUCUUCGUGUAACUAAAAAAUCUUUAUUAAAAUAAAUAAUGACAUUGGCAUGGGCCUAAGAAACUUACAGUGAACCAGCAGUAUUUUCAGUUUGAAUAUAGAUUAAGUGUAGAUUUUUUUCACCAAAUGCCAGGUUGACAGUAAGAGGACAUGAAAUUUAGAAACAGUCUCUGGAUACAUAAAUAUAAAUGAAUCAUAUAACAGGAAACUAAAUUAAAGAAAAUAAUUUUCAAGGGAUGGGUGAAAUAGAGAAUUAGGAAACACAAACUUCCAGUUAUAA
Acinonyx jubatus (cheetah) is the source of this 1975-nucleotide messenger RNA. RefSeq names its product 3-hydroxybutyrate dehydrogenase 2 (gene BDH2). Lineage: Eukaryota; Metazoa; Chordata; Mammalia; Carnivora; Felidae. Gene Ontology annotation, biological process: siderophore biosynthetic process. The transcript is spliced from 10 exons. Gene Ontology annotation, molecular function: 3-hydroxybutyrate dehydrogenase activity. The record is from RefSeq and is a predicted model, not a curated record. Gene Ontology annotation, cellular component: cytoplasm. Bases 151 to 891 code for a protein of 246 amino acids.